AAAAAUUCAAGAUGGCGGCUAACUUAGAGAGAAUACAGCAACAAAUGCAAACGGAACUUGAGAAGUUCAAGGCUGUUCAGAAAGAUUUGCAGAAAUUAAUCAACACAAGACAGCAAUUAGAUGGUCAGCUGAAUGAAAAUAAAGUUGUAAAAGAGGAACUAGACAUAAUUGAACCUGAUGGAAAUGUCUACAAACUCAUAGGACCUGUUCUGGUCAAACAAGAUCUUGAAGAAGCCAAGCAAAAUGUUGGGAAGAGGAUAGAGUACAUCACAACUGAACUAAAAAGAAAUGAGACUGGUAUCAAAGAUGUUGAAAAGAAGCGAGGUGCCAGCCAGGAGACACUAAGCAAGUUACAGCAGCAGUAUCAGCAGUUCCUGACGAAGGCCGCAGCUAAAGUAUAAGAGAAGAAAGAGACUUGCUAAAAUCUA
Pocillopora damicornis (cauliflower coral) is the source of this 428-nucleotide messenger RNA. Its product is annotated as prefoldin subunit 6. Gene Ontology annotation, biological process: protein folding; chaperone-mediated protein complex assembly. The record is from RefSeq and is a predicted model, not a curated record. Gene Ontology annotation, cellular component: cytoplasm; prefoldin complex. Lineage: Eukaryota; Metazoa; Cnidaria; Anthozoa; Scleractinia; Pocilloporidae. Gene Ontology annotation, molecular function: protein-folding chaperone binding.